ACAAAUAUUCCCCUUUGGUAAAUGGCGGUGAAAGUACAAUUAGAACCCUAACAAGGAAGAACAUUUCAGCUCCCUUCAAGUCAUUCCAUUUUCUGAACUUCCAUAUAAAAACGUUUCGUUUUCUGUCUUUCUUUCUCUCUCUUUCACAAUUUGUACCUGCGAUCAAAAAUUUGAACAAUUAAAGAGCCAUUCAUUUCAACGUAUAAUUUAUUUUGAUUGAACCCUUUAACUUUUUUGUCUUUUAAUUUUUUUUUCUGGCAAAAUCCUCCGAUUUUUCAGAUGACAACUGAUCAACAUGACGCCUCAAUUGCUAUUGAGGGCAUGACAAGUGUGAGUGGUGAUUCUUUAUCAAGUGAGGGUGUUAGUGCAGAAGUUAGCUCUAAUCGUGAUGCAAAAAACGAUAGUAAUCUGGUUAUAGAUAAAAUACCAAACGAGAAACAUAUUUAUAGACAAGAUGUUGUGAGGUGUAGGGAUGGGAGUAUGAUUGGUGUUGUGACUGAAGUUGCUGGUGAUUCAGACUCAGACUCGGAUAGUGAUAUUACUGAUGAUUCAGAUCAGUCGGAUGAAGAUGAUAAGGGAGAAGAGGAAGGUGAGGAGGAAGGGGAUGGGGUACGCAGGGAGGUAAAGGAGGAGGAAGGGGAUGGGGUAUGUGAGGAGGUAAAGGAGGAGGAUAAUGUUGAGAAUGAUGGAGAUGAUGGGGAUGGUAAUGAGAGCAGUGAUGAUAACAGAAGUUCUGGCCAUGACAAAAGAGAGCAACUUACUGGAGACCAGGUCCGUGUGUUGUGGAUGGAUGACUCGGAGAACACAAAUCAUCGAAACGAAUUGACAGUUGUAGAUAGGGGUUUCUUACAUGGUGAUUAUGUAGCCUCUGCCUUGGACCCCACUGGGCAAGUAGGCCUUGUGGUGGAUGUAAAUAUAACUGUUGAUUUUCUAUCCCAUGAUGGAACUGUUUUCAAUGAUGUAUCUUCCAGGGAUUUGAUGCGUGUGAGGGAUAUUGUUGUUAGUGACUAUGUAGUUUCUGGUCCAUGGCUGGGUAGAGUUGAUGAUGUUCUUGAUAAUGUGACUGUUUUAUUUAAUGAUGGUUCUAUUUGUAAAGUCACGGGAGCUGAGCCUCUGCGGCUAAGACCAAUUGCAAAGAACUUGCUUGAAGAUGGGCACUGUCCAUAUCAUCCUGGUCAGCGUGUUAGGGCAAGCUCCUCCUCGGUUUUCAAGAAUGCUCGAUGGUUAUCCGGUUCAUGGAAAGCUAACCGGCUUGAGGGUACUGUCAUUAAGGUCACAGUUGGGUCGGUAUAUGUUCAUUGGAUAGCUUCAGCUGGCUAUGGUCCUGAUUCUUCCACUUCUCCAGCAGAAGAGCAGAAUCCUAAAAACCUAAAAGUGUUAUCUUGUUUUACUCAUGCUAAUUGGCAGCUGGGUGACUGGUGUUUUCUUCCAGCCCUUACAUCUUCUUCCUCUAUACCUUUGGAUAAAAAUUUGUCUAAGUUGCGACUUCAUGAAUCUGAAUCUGGUCAUCCAGAGUCUGAUGCAGAUGAAGUCAUACCAGAGGAUUUGAAUGUACAUAUUGAAUCGAUGGAUCAUGAUGAGGCAGGCUUAUCAGAGAAUAUUGAUGAAAAUACUCAAAACAACUUGUCUCCAAAAUCAAGUUCUAGGGACACGGCCCAUGAAAGUUGGCAAAUUCAUCGAAAGAAACUUCGUAAAGUUGUGGUUAAGAGGGAUAAGAAGGUCCGGAAAAAGGAAGAGACUUAUGAAAGAGCUCUUUUGAUUGUUAAUACUAAGACAAGAGUAGAUGUUGCGUGGCAAGAUGGAACUGUACAGCGGGGAUUAGACUCCACAUUGUUGAUUCCAAUUGAAAGCCCAGGUGAUCACGACUUUAUUGCUGAACAAUAUGUGGUGGAGAAAGCUGCUGAUGAUGGUGAAGAGACCUCUGAAAUAAGACGUGUGGGGGUUGUCAAAAGUGUUGAUGCUAAGGAGAAGACAGCUUGUGUGAAAUGGUUAAAACAGGUUACCCGACCAGAAGAACCCCGGGAAUUUGAAAAUGAGGAAGUUGUCAGUGUUUAUGUACUCGAAGGGCAUCCUGAUUAUGAUUAUUGUUAUGGAGAUGUAGUUGUUCGCUUGUCCCCAGCUUUCAUGGCAACGGAGGCGGAAUGUCCUGACCCUAGAGAGUCCGCUACACUUGCUAACGCUAAAGAAGGGGAUGCAUCUGAUGAGGCAGCUUGUAAUGAACUCUCAAAUCUAUCAUGGGUUGGGAAUAUUACCGGCCUAAAAAAUGGUGAUAUUGAAGUAACAUGGGCUGAUGGAAUGAUUUCUACGGUUGGCCCUCAAGCAGUGUAUGUUGUUGGUCGAGAUGAUGAUGAAUCUAUUGGUGCUGGGAGUGAGAUUAGUGAUGAUGCUGCUAGCUGGGAAACAGUUGAGGAUGAUGAAAAAGAUGCUCUUGAUAAUUCAGAAAAGGAACCAACACCAGAAGGCAAUCCUGAUGCAGGACAUGACAUUGUAGUUGCUGAGCAAAGUUCAGGCAACGGACCAUUGACUUUUCCUCUUGCAGCUAUUGAAUAUGUUACCCGAUUUGCAUCUAAUAUGUUCUCUAGAGGGCGAAGCGAUGGGGAUUCAUCUGGCCCAGACGAUUCUGUGGAAACCAGCGUUCAACCAGAGGAAACAAAAUGUAUGUCCGGUGAAAGAGCAUCUAGCAACGUGUCUAACACUCAAGAUCCUUGUGUUAUUGACAGUGGUAGUGGACAAACUAGCUCAAACAAAGGUGAAGAAUCUGCUGAAGUUGAGUCUGCAAAAUUAACAAAUAUGGAUGAAGCCUUGGGAAAUCUGACGCCCAAUGAACCUUAUGCUAAUGAACCUUAUGCUGUGCUAUGUACUGAUGGUAGUGCCUGCAGCUUUAAGCGCUUUGAUACUGCCAAAGAUCCAUUGGAUCAUUUUUUCCUUGGUACCAAUAUACAGCAGGGCAACAGUGGAAGAAAGUGGCUCAAGAUGGUGCAGCGAGAUUGGAACAUUCUUCAGAACAACCUCCCAGAGGGUAUAUAUGUACGAGUAUACGAGGAUCGAAUGGAUCUACUGAGAGCAGUAAUUGUGGGGGCUUAUGGAACACCCUAUCAAGAUGGUCUAUUCUUUUUUGAUUUUCACCUUCCUCCAGAGUAUCCUGAUGUUCCACCGUCAGCUCAUUAUCAUUCUGGUGGCUGGCGCUUAAACCCUAAUCUAUACGAAGAAGGCAAGGUAUGCCUUAGUCUGCUGAAUACCUGGACAGGAAGAGGAAAUGAAGUCUGGGAUCCCCAAUCCUCAAGCAUUCUUCAAGUUUUGGUUUCCCUUCAAGGCUUAGUUUUGAACUCAAAGCCAUAUUUUAAUGAAGCUGGAUAUGAUAAGCAAGUUGGGACAGCUGAAGGGGAGAAAAACUCAUUGUCCUACAAUGAAAAUACCUUUUUGCUUAAUUGCAAGACAAUAAUGUAUCUUAUACGGAAACCUCCAAAGGAUUUUGAAGAUCUUGUGAAAGAACAUUUUGGGCAGCGUGGGUACUAUAUCUUGAAAGCCUGUGAUGCAUACAUGAAAGGUUACUUGAUCGGUUCUCUAGCAAAGGAUGCUACGUUGACGGAAAAAAGUGAAGCUAAUGCCACAUCCGUUGGCUUCAAGCUGAUGCUGGCUAAGAUUGUGCCCAAACUUAUCUCAACUUUUAAUAACAUAGGAGCUGAUUGUCACGAGUUCGAACACCUGCUUCAGUCUUAGUUGCAUUUGCAAAGUCUAUACUGUCAAUUGUUCAAUCCUGCUAACAGCUCGAGUUUUUGGGAGCAAUUCUAUGGGUCAACUUGUGUGAGUCAAGCGAUAAUCACUGCUAACUCACCAAAAUGUGCAGGAUUGAAUUUUCAAGGGCUCUGGCUAACUUUUGCUUAAUGACAUUCCUUGAUUCUUUUGUAUUGGAGAGACAAGGAGAUAAGUAGUCUCUUUGCUCUUUGGUUAGAAUUCAGAAAUGCCUUACACUUCUCAUCGAAUGGAGAAAGCAUUUUAGUCCCCGUUUUUUUUUUUCCUUUUUUUUUUUGGAGGGGAGAAGGGGUAUCAUACCAUUUUUUACAUUCAUGAACUUGGGUAAGCAGUUUACUGAAGAAGUGUUCUUUCUGUAUUGAACUAUGAUGGUUUACUGGUGUUGAUAUUCAGGUAGACCAAAAAUAGUGACAAGAUGGCAAGAAAGCCAAAAAAAACAUUAAGAAAGAAAGUCUACCCAUGCAAAUUUUAUGCGGGUUCUUUUACAGAUUUAUUAUUCUCAGAAUUGUAAUGUCAGCUCAUUUUAUCGAAAUUGAUUGAAGAAAUAAACUACAAGUAGUACUUUAAUUUUGUGCCUUGUGUUAGUUCUAUUCACUUCCAAUUUUUAGGACGAUCUUGAAACAGAUUAAGCUUAUUAACAGUUUACAAACUUGUUUUUUUU
Chenopodium quinoa (quinoa) is the source of this 4414-nucleotide messenger RNA. Its product is annotated as probable ubiquitin-conjugating enzyme E2 23. The coding region runs from base 280 to 3720 and encodes 1146 amino acids. The record is from RefSeq and is a predicted model, not a curated record. Lineage: Eukaryota; Viridiplantae; Streptophyta; Magnoliopsida; Caryophyllales; Amaranthaceae. The transcript is spliced from 9 exons.